This is a messenger RNA of Colletotrichum spaethianum, 975 nucleotides long. Its product is annotated as short chain dehydrogenase citE. The record is from RefSeq and is a predicted model, not a curated record. Lineage: Eukaryota; Fungi; Ascomycota; Sordariomycetes; Glomerellales; Glomerellaceae. The transcript has 4 exons. Bases 1 to 975 code for a protein of 324 amino acids.
AUGGCGUCCGAACUUCAGCAGCCGUCCGCGGGCCCGCCUCGCAAGGUUGAUAUCUUUACGGGGGACCUCAUCCAUCAUGACACAUACCCUGAGAUCAAUCCCGUCACCGUCUCGAACUGCACAGGCAAGGCUGUUCUCAUCACAGGGGCUAGCAAAGGCCUAGGCAGGGCGGUUGCCAUCGGAUAUGCAGAGGCUGGCGCGUCAAUGAUUGCUGUUGCCGCUCGAUCAGACGUCUCGUCAACCGCAAGCGCUGUCCUGGAAGCUGCCAAGAAUGCUGGACGAGCUGAACCCACCGUCUUGAUACUCGAGAUGGACGUUAGUGACACGCUUAGUGUGAAGGCGGCGGCAGAAAGAUUGAAGGCCGAAUGGGGACGUCUCGAUAUCCUCAUCAACAACGCCGGUUACAUGGCACCUUUCAAGCUGCUGCUGGAGGCCGAUGAUGAUGAGUACAUGAAGACGUGGGACGUCAACUACUGGGGUACUUACCGAGUCACCAAAGCGUUCUUGCCCCUGAUGUUGAAGGGAGGAGACAAGACGAUUGUCAACAUGUCAUCAGUUGCGGCACAUUUCAUGGGUGUUGGUGGGGGAGCCUACCACGUCUCCAAGUUCGCAUUGACACGCUUCACUGAGUUCAUCCAAGAUGAGUACGCAGAUCAGACGGUCAUUAAGAAGUCAUUGUUCACUGUUCUCAGGGAGUCCUCGCAUUCUCGAUCCAUCCCGGUGGGGUUCCCACCGAAAUGUCCUCCAAACUCCCCGAAAGACUACAAUUAUGACUCUUUUGCUGAAGUAUGGAUAGUUCGAAUGCGGGAUACUCCAGAGCUUGCUGCGCAUUCUGUUGCAUAUCUCACCAGCACGAAGAGGGACUGGCUCGGCGGGAGAUGGAUAAGCUGUAUGUGGGAUAUGCCGAAAUUAUUGACAAUGGAAAGGAAGAUUGUUGACGGGAACCUUCUGAAAUUCGAGUGCUCGGGGCUGUGA